This is a messenger RNA of Darwinula stevensoni, 333 nucleotides long. The record is from the annotation of a GenBank genome assembly. Lineage: Eukaryota; Metazoa; Arthropoda; Ostracoda; Podocopida; Darwinulidae.
AUGGCCGGAGGUGUGAUGCAGCCCAAAUACGAAGAAUGCCGGUUUACGAAGAUGGGGAAGGAAUACAGAGAACCAGCGGAAUGCAAACGCACGAAUGGCGGACGGGAGUACUUGGGGUUGAAGAACGUGACACGGACGGGGAAGAAGUGCCAGCCCUGGCUGAGCCAAACGCCUAAUGAACAUUCGACAAUAUGGUACCUGCCGGCAUUUCCUGAUCCUGGCAUGGACAGCCAUCACAACUACUGUCGGAAUCCGGAUUUAAAUAAGUUGGGUCCCUGGUGUUACAACGGGGAGGGCACCGAUCCUGAAUGGGAAUAUUGCGACAUUCAGCUU